GGAAGAUAACCCUUCUGAAAAUAAAGUGUUUGGGGUUUUAAGACUUUACAGUUGUAAUUCAUGAACAUCUUAUAAUAUUUUUCUUCCCACAGAAGCCUGUGUGUCGUCGGUGAGGGUUGAGAGUUGAUGAACAUGUCCCAGAUGCAGCUGCUGAGGUUGUUCAUCAGUGAGCGGCUGAGUGCGGCUGCUGAGGAGAUCUUCUCUGCGGUGCAGAGGACCAUCACAGACCGGGAGGAGGAAGAACAAGACGCCGACCAACAUGGACUUAAACAAGAAGUGCAUUUACACAGUGAAGACACGCCACAGCUCUUCGUCUGUGCACAUGAGCAGAAACGCUUCGAGCAGGAGUGGAGUCCUGAGAGCUGCCACAACAAACCUAGUGUGGACCAAGAUGACUGUGGCCUGCUGGUCCCAGAGCCUGCAGCAAUCAAACAGGAACAGCCGUGGAGCAGUCCGGAGAUGGAGGACUCUGAUACCAGCACUGUGAAAGUGACGCCCACCUGCAUGAAGAGUUACAUUUACUCAGACAUGACUGAGUUACUAACUCAUAACACAGGACACGAAGACAGAAAGCUUGUAUCGGUGGAGGGAAAUGCUCAGUCAAGCAGUCGAUAUUGGACUUAUUUGCCAGAUUGUUCGGUGACUCUGAAUAACAUGGGGCCUGAGUUGCGUUUAGCUACCCUGACAGGCUACAACCUUGAUAAAGUCCACACGCAGAGCCCCGCGGGGAGAAAGCAGCUGACUAAAAGAUGUCAACCAAACAGCCCAACUCCGUCAAAUAAAGAGACAAAGAGCAGAAGCAAAUCUUACUGCUGUCGUUUCUGUGGCAAAGAAUUCAGCCACAGCGCACAUCUGGCCACACACACACAAAUCCACACCAGUGAAAAACAGUUCAUCUGUGAGGUGUGUGGCAAAGCGUUUCGACAUGGCAAAAGUGUGACUGUGCACAUGAGGAUCCACACGGAAGAGAAGCCAUACCGUUGCAGGACUUGUGGCAAAGAGUUCCGCCAUGUGGGCAAUUUGAACGUACACACGAGAAUCCAUACAGGGGAGAAACCUUACACAUGCACAGUGUGCGGGAAGAAGUUCAGUCGAAAUAAUUUGAUGACAAAACACAUGACUGUGCACACAGGUGAAAUGGGUUUAAACAUGAAGAGUGUGUUAAGAAGAGGGUCAGUUGGCAUGACUUCAUAAGAGUAAAGCGCUGAUGGAAUAUCCAGUUUUCUGUGGGACAAAAUCUGCUUUUGAAAAAGCAAGAUUCAUCUUAAUUCCUUUUUUGUAGAUUCAUCAUUGUACAUUGAUAAUGGUUAAAGCAUCAAAUUAUCUUUCUGUAUGUAAAAUCAUGGUUACUGUAGCCCAAAGCUCAGUAUCGAGAUCUAAC
Molecule: messenger RNA, 1381 nt
Organism: Anoplopoma fimbria (sablefish)
Lineage: Eukaryota; Metazoa; Chordata; Actinopteri; Perciformes; Anoplopomatidae
Product: zinc finger protein 675-like
Exons: 3
Coding region: 127-1194 (355 amino acids)
Source: RefSeq, a predicted model, not a curated record